Molecule: messenger RNA, 2202 nt
Organism: Galeopterus variegatus (Sunda flying lemur)
Lineage: Eukaryota; Metazoa; Chordata; Mammalia; Dermoptera; Cynocephalidae
Gene: ADGRE1
Product: egf-like module containing, mucin-like, hormone receptor-like 1
Exons: 13
Biological process (GO): adenylate cyclase-activating G protein-coupled receptor signaling pathway; cell surface receptor signaling pathway
Cellular component (GO): membrane
Molecular function (GO): G protein-coupled receptor activity
Source: RefSeq, a predicted model, not a curated record
GGGUUCCCUUCAAGUGUAAGGAAGAUGUCAUACGCGACAAUUUGCAGGUCCAGCAAUGCCAGAAGGGAGCAGCAGUGGAGCUUAAAAAUGUGCCCUUCUGUGGACUAAUUAAUGCCACCUUUGGUGUUCUUGAUGAUACCUGUGAAAACAAAACCAGCAGAGUUUCCCUGGAGAGUACAGCUAAGACCUUUGUCUCUGUGCUUCAACAAGCACCCACCUGGUCCACAUUCACCAAGGAGGAGACGUCCACCCUGGCCACCGUCGUACUGGAGACUGUGGAAAGCGUCACGCUGGCAGCUUUUCUGAAACCUUCAGAAAAUGCCAGUCAGACUAUUCAGACGGAAUACAUUGAUAUUGAGAGGAAAGUUAUCAAUGAAGAAUGCGUUGAAGAGAAUAUGACCUUUACCUUGAAAGCCAAAGGGGAUGUGAUGAAGAUUAAAUGUUCCACAAUUAAAGAGUCUGAAUCCACAGGGAUGACUGGAGUGGCCUUCGUCUCCUUUGAGGGCAUGGCAUCUGUUUUAGAUGAACGCUUCUUCCAAGACCCCCAGGCUCCCUUGGAAAACUUCCAGAGGAAGCUGAGGAUGAAUUCUCGUGUUGUUGGGGGCAUUAUGACGGGGGAUAAGAAAGAUAACUUCUCACAUGAAGUCAUCUACAUUUUGCAGCACAUCCAGCCAAAGCAGAAGUUUGAGAAGGCCAUCUGUGUUUCCUGGAGCAGUGGGAGAUGGACACACUCUGGCUGUGUGAUGCGGAAAAGUUCCAGGCAUCAGACCGAAUGCAGCUGUAAACAUUUGGCGAAUCUGGCCGUUAUCAUGGCUUCUGAGGAGCUCACGAUGGAGCUCUCAUUGUUCAUCGUUAGCCACGUGGGCAUGAUCAUCUCCCUGGUGUGUCUCGUCUUGGCCAUCGCCACCUUCCUGCUGUGUCAUUCCAUUCGCAACAACAACACCUACAUCCACCUGCACCUCUGUGUGUGUCUCUUCUUGGCCAAGAUUCUCUUCCUCAUCGGUAUAGACAAGACGGGCAACCAGACGGGCUGCGCCGUCAUCGCGGGCGUUCUGCACUACCUUUUCCUCGCCUGUUUCUUCUGGAUGCUGGUAGAAGCUGUGAUGCUCUUCCUGAUGGCCAGGAACCUGAUGGUGGUGAAUUACUUCAGCUCUCGCAACAUCAAGAUGCCGUACCUCUGUUUCUAUGGCUAUGGGCUCCCGGGGCUGGUGGUGGCGAUCUCUGCCAGCAUGCAGCCACAGGGCUACGGGAUGCAUGAUCGCUGCUGGCUGAAUACAGAGAUGGGGUUCAUCUGGAGUUUCUUGGGGCCAGUGUGUGCAAUCAUAAUGAUCAACUCGAUCCUCCUAAGUUGGACGUUGUGGAUCCUGAGGCAGAGGCUUUGCAGCGUCAAUGCCGAAGUCUCGAAGCUCAAAAACACCAGGUUAUUGACCUUCAAGGCCUUUGCUCAGAUCUUCAUCUUAGGCUGCACCUGGGUGUUGGGCAUUUUUCAGAUUGGAUCCAUGGCAGGUAUAAUGGCCUAUCUGUUCACCAUCAUCAACAGCCUGCAAGGGGCCUUCAUCUUCCUCAUUCACUGUCUGCUCAACCACCAGGUACGAGAAGAAUACAGGAGGUGGAUCACCAGGAAGACCAAGCCCAGUUCCAAGUCCCAGACUUCAGAGAUCUUACUAUCACCUAUGCCUUCCACUUCCAAAACAGGUUAAAGUCCCCUUUUACUUUCAAAUACACUGUGGAGCAACAUUUGAGGACAGCAGGUGCCUGCAGGAGUCUACUCUGAAAUCUCUUCACAGCUUAAUGUGGAAAUGCAGGAUCCCACCAGCCCGUGAACUCUCUGGGCAAUUCAGAGCAUGGAUAGCUGGGCUGUCUUCUCACGGUUUCAUGCAUUGGCGAGAGACAAGAGUUUCUCCUUGAAAUGACCAUUUUAUCUCUUGCUUCUCUGACUCUCUGAAUUUCUAGAGUUUUUGGAAAUAACAGAUCCCAGUUCAAUGGCACGACUGAGAAAAUGUGGCUACCGUUUUGUUUUCUUCUUUGUUCAUUGGUGUAUGUCUUCAACUGUGCCCCUCCAGCACCUUUCUUGUGCUGACAGAGUAGCUCACAAUAAAUUAUUUACCUUAAGACAAAGACCCUUCCCACUUUUAAAGAAAUGGUCUGUAAAAAUUGUAAUGAGGGCCGGCCCGGUGGCGCACUGCUAUAGUGUGCCGCUCG